AUGUUCUGCCACGCGCGGGAGAACGGGGUGGUGACGCCGUUCUGCAGCAGGCACUACUGCCAGGUGGACGGGUGCCAGAAGGAGAGGCUGGCGGGGUGCCACUGCGCCGAGCACCAGUGCGUGGAUGUCGGCUGUGAUAAGGGGAGGAUGGCGGGACGGGGCAGGUUCUGCGAGGAGCACGGGUGCCGGCAUCAGACCAUAGGCGUGGGCAGCACUUCUGCCCGACUCACGAGUGUGGAUGGGACGGGUGCGAGCUGGAGGCGAGCUCUGAGCAGUUCUGUCUCAAGCAUCGGUCGGUCCUGGAUACGAUGCGGUGUGGGAGGAUUCAUGUACACCCUCGGGCUCGCGGCCAUGGGAGGAGGUGUGGGAGACACGGGGAUGAUGGGGACGAUGACGAACCGCGGUAUGUCUACGACUGCCCAGAGCACGGCUGCCGAUGUGAGAGACAAGCCACGAGGUGCGCCUGCUAUUGCGAGACUCACUUCUGCGGCAAGCCUCAGUGCUCAGAGCCAAGGAUCCAUUCCUUUCGGUAUUGCGCCGUACACAAGUGCGCCGUGUCGGACUACCCAAGCGAACCGGCUGGCCAUGGACACCACCACGGCCUCUCCCCUUUCUGCGAGAGACACACGUGCGGGACUGCGAGCUGUCGAGGCUUGGUGGUUGGGGACUCGCGAUACUGCGCGGAGCAUCUGA
This is a messenger RNA of Clonostachys solani, 693 nucleotides long. The record is from the annotation of a GenBank genome assembly. NCBI's taxonomy places the organism in Eukaryota, Fungi, Ascomycota, Sordariomycetes, Hypocreales, Bionectriaceae.